Messenger RNA from Drosophila takahashii, 699 nucleotides. RefSeq names its product mitochondrial ribosomal protein S34 (gene mRpS34). NCBI's taxonomy places the organism in Eukaryota, Metazoa, Arthropoda, Insecta, Diptera, Drosophilidae. Gene Ontology annotation, cellular component: mitochondrial small ribosomal subunit; mitochondrion. Gene Ontology annotation, biological process: mitochondrial translation. The record is from RefSeq and is a predicted model, not a curated record. Gene Ontology annotation, molecular function: structural constituent of ribosome.
CUUUCCCGGUGAAUGGCAACCGCACUGUUUUUUAACUUUUUACCUUAAAUUCAAUUAAACUAGUUAAAUAACGCGAUAAAAUGGCUCAAAAGGUGAUCAAGUACUUCGGUCGCACCACUGACUUCCGGGGCAACACGCUGUGGGAGCUGGUCUCGGAGCUGCCCAACUGGGGAGUGGGUCGCCUGCUCAUACGUAACAUGUUCCAGCGAUAUCCGGAGCCCUGCUACAUGCGGAUUCUGAAGGUGCAGUCGGUGGACGAGCAGCCCGGCGAGAUUCGCAAGGUGCGGGUCACCGUGGAGAAGACAUGGCGCGGAGUGACCCAACCCAAGCCCGUGGAGAUCUACAGCACCAGCUACAAGGCGGAUUACGAGCUGGUGCCGCCGGAGCAGGAGGCCAAGUACCUGGAGAACAAGAAGAAAGUUGAGCCCGUGGUGCUGCCCACCAAGAUUGACCUGCCACCGCUGCUCCGCGAACUGGUGGCGGAGGAAACGGGCAAUCCCAAUCCCCAGAUGAAGGUCCACUACAAAGUAACCCACAACAAACUGGCCAGAUUGGCCAAAGAUGGUGAGAAACCCACCAUUAACUUGGAACUAGGAGUGGGUCAACCGAAACCCGUGAGCGCCAAGCUUUACGAGGGACUAUUAUAAACUCGGACGUUUGUUAAAAUAUUAAAUACAUCUAUUAUACACUUAAACAUAA